CGAACCAAACACUGCAAAGCAACAAACCUGCUCAGCGACCCUGACAGUGACUAUCAUCUAUAAUCAUGUCAAAGGCAUCACAACCAGAACUCAAGAAGUUUAUGGACAAGAAGUUGUUUGUCCAUCUGCAGGGUGGUCGCAAAGUCAGCGGUACUCUGCGUGGCUAUGACCUUUUUUUGAACCUCGUCAUCGACGAUGCUCUGGAAGAGACAACUCCAGCUCAGAGGCAUCCCAUUGGCACGGUGGUCAUUCGUGGUAAUAGCGUAACAUCGAUGGAAAUCCUCGAAGCUGUCCGUUGAAUCGGUAGUCACCCUCUUAUUUGUUGCACUUAAUAGAUGGCGCGACGUGAGCUGAUCGAUGUCACAAUAUAUUCUUCGUGAUUUGACACGGCCUCGAGUUCGAUCGGGUCCGAUGCAGUGUAAUGAAAAAGUACACGCACAUUGCUGUUGUAAUCGUAUCGAUUUUUUGCAAUCAAUUCCGCCUGCCCUGCAAUAAUGCGAUUCUCGACAACGCGUUCUGCUAUUCGAUGACAUCAAAUACUUUUGUUGCAGUCCUUAUUCCUUAGUGCCAGCGAACACGCACGUCUCACACACGCCGUGACACGCACAUCCAUCAUCAUUGAAUAUUGAAUAGCCACUUGCAAUGAUUUGGACUUCAGAACCAUCCAAAAAAGUUCACGUG
Messenger RNA from Suillus paluster, 681 nucleotides. RefSeq lists its product as uncharacterized. Gene Ontology annotation, molecular function: RNA binding. Lineage: Eukaryota; Fungi; Basidiomycota; Agaricomycetes; Boletales; Suillaceae. Gene Ontology annotation, cellular component: SMN-Sm protein complex; U12-type spliceosomal complex; U4 snRNP. The record is from RefSeq and is a predicted model, not a curated record. The coding region runs from base 66 to 299 and encodes 77 amino acids. Gene Ontology annotation, biological process: mRNA splicing, via spliceosome; spliceosomal snRNP assembly. The transcript is spliced from 4 exons.